Messenger RNA from Cloeon dipterum, 1478 nucleotides. RefSeq names its product phenoloxidase-activating enzyme 1-like. Bases 130 to 1377 code for a protein of 415 amino acids. Lineage: Eukaryota; Metazoa; Arthropoda; Insecta; Ephemeroptera; Baetidae. Gene Ontology annotation, molecular function: serine-type endopeptidase activity. Gene Ontology annotation, biological process: proteolysis. The transcript is spliced from 8 exons. The record is from RefSeq and is a predicted model, not a curated record.
ACGCCGGCCGCCGUCGCCGCAGUUGUUUUGCUCGACUUGUGCGCGUCGGUCUCCUCGAGUGUGUGCGCGGUGUGUGUCUCUCCUCUCCUGAGUGAGAGAGAGUCGUCCGUGUCUCGGUCCUCCGUCGACAUGCUGCUGAUUUGGGCGUUGCUCUCCUCGGCCAUCGUUGGCCUCACCCGCGCCCAGGGAGAACCAUGUUCGAACACGCUGAAUGGGCAGCCUGGCAUGUGCGUGUCCAUCUACAACUGCUCGUCGGUGGUGCUGGUGCUACGCGAGCAACAACCCCUUUCUCAGGACGUCAUCAAGCGGCUGCAAUCUGCCCAGUGCGGCUUCCAAGGCACCACCCCCAAGGUGUGUUGUGCGGACCACCUUCCUCUACCGCCGAAGCAGACGACGGCGCGUCCGCCAACCAGACCGUCAAACAGGCCGACAAACAGGCCGCCGCCAACUAAGCCGUCGGUGGGGGUAGCAGGGACGACCACCUCGACGGUCAGACCUAACCCGGCGUCGGUCCUGCAAAGGGUCAACGUGGGGCCCAAGCACCCCAAGAUCCACCUGCUGCCAUUCGACCUGUGUGGCGUCUCCACCGCAGACCGGAUCGUCAACGGCAAAAAGGCCGCGCUCAACCAACUGCCCUGGAUGGCAAGAUUGGGAUACGAAACGAGGUUCGGUGAGAGCUACCGGUGCGGAGGGUCAGUGCUGAGCAAGCGUUACGUUCUGACUGCGGCGCAUUGCAUGACAAAGCUGCCAAACGGACUAAAACUGAUUUCCGUGCUGCUCGGCGAGCUGAACGCCAACCAGGAAAUCGACUGUGAUUUUCUGAACCCUACGGUCUGCAACCCUCCGCCGCAGUCUUUCCGCGUCGCGGAGGCCAUUCCGCAUCCGCAGUACUCGCCCACCACCGUGCAGAAUGACAUCGGCAUCAUCAGGCUCGACAGGGACGCUGAUCUUACUACAGACGCAGUGAGGCCGAUUUGCCUGCCAAUCGGGAAUAUCCAGUUCAAAGACUUGAACCGCGUGAAGGCGUUCACCGUCGCUGGCUGGGGAACAACCGAACAAGGCUCGUCUAGUCAGGAGUUGUUGUACGCGGACGUGCCGCCGGUGAGCAACCAACUGUGCAAAGACGCGUACGUUCGGCAGGCGCAAAUCAUCGACUCGCAGAUCUGCGCCGGGGGACAGAGCCAGGAUUCGUGUGACGGAGACAGUGGAGGACCGCUCAUGGUGCCGGACGCGGUGCACGGGGACCCAGCGCCACGCAGCGUGCAGGUGGGCAUCGUGUCGUUCGGGCCGGUGCGUUGCGGCACCAAGGACAUGCCGGGAGUGUACACGCGCGUCGGCUACUACGUCUCCUGGAUCCUGGAAAACAUGCGGCCCUGAUUUGGAGCGAGAGACGUGCUAAACGAAAUUUGAUGUGUGACAUAAUUUUAUAACAUAUAUAUAAAUUAAUAAAAAUACGAAUGCGUUUAUUUUAUUUAAAA